Molecule: messenger RNA, 1110 nt
Organism: Fusarium keratoplasticum
Lineage: Eukaryota; Fungi; Ascomycota; Sordariomycetes; Hypocreales; Nectriaceae
Exons: 1
Coding region: 1-1110 (369 amino acids)
Source: RefSeq, a predicted model, not a curated record
AUGGCCACCACCGCCAUCCGCUCCCGCUUCUGGCGUGGAGGCGUCUGCAAUGCCCUUAUCUUCCGCCGAGCAGACCUUCCCGCAGAUAGAACAACCUGGCAGAAAUUGUUCGCCAACGCAAUGGGAUCUCCGGAUCCCUACGGGAGGCAACUCAACGGCAUGGGCGGUGGAGUAUCAUCUUUGUCCAAGAUCUGCAUCGUGUCCCCGUCCUCUAGAGAGGAUGCCGAUGUCGACUUCGAGUUUGUGCAGGUUGUCAUUGAAGAUGGAGCCCUGGAUCUGGCUAGCAACUGUGGGAACAUGACUGCUGCCAUCGGUCCUUUUGCCCUGGACGAGAACCUGUUUUCGCCUUCACCCACCCAGGUCUCAAAGCAACCCGGCCAUACAACUGUCAGAAUCUUCAACACGAACACCAAAAAGGUCAUUGUGUCUACCUUUCCCAUUGUCGGCCACCCGCCCCGGUUCCAACCCCACGGGGCUUACAAGAUGGAUGGUGUGCCAGGGACCGGCUCCAAAAUUUCCUUGUCGUUCCUCUCUCCUGGAGGCACGCAGACCGGGGCUGUCUUUCCCACUGGACAAGGCAUCACUUCAAUGACCACCACUGGCAAAGAUGGCGGUCUUGUCAAGGCUUCACUCGUUGACGUUGCGAAUUCCGUUGUUUACGUCGACGGUGCCUCCUUUGGUAUCACUCCCGGGGUCACGCCCGCUGAGCUGGAUCAGAUGACCGAAACCAUGGAAUCUCUAGAAAGCAUCCGUCACGAGGCUGCAUCUCUGAUGGGGAUGAACCCGGAUGUUGCCAGUGUCCCCAAACUUGUCAUCCUGUUUCCACCCCAGGGCAUAAACGUCAACAUCACAUGUAUGGCAUUGUCCAUGGGCCAAGCUCACAAGGCUAUUCCUUUGACGUUGGCUCUAAAUCUCGCUGUGGCAUGUCGAUUUGAGGGUAAUUUAGCGUCCGGGCUUGUGAAACACACGGGAGGAGAUGGCAAUAUUACGAUCCAACAUCCCAGUGGUACCAUCAUGGUAGGGACGGAUAUCAGAGGAGACGACGUUGAGAGUGCUACCAUUUAUAGCACGGCGAGACUUUUGAUGAGGGGAGAGGUCAAUGUUGAUUAG